Molecule: messenger RNA, 1377 nt
Organism: Carcharodon carcharias (great white shark)
Lineage: Eukaryota; Metazoa; Chordata; Chondrichthyes; Lamniformes; Lamnidae
Gene: smarcb1a
Product: SWI/SNF related, matrix associated, actin dependent regulator of chromatin, subfamily b, member 1a
Exons: 8
Coding region: 27-1046 (339 amino acids)
Biological process (GO): chromatin remodeling; regulation of transcription by RNA polymerase II
Cellular component (GO): nuclear chromosome; nucleus
Molecular function (GO): transcription coregulator activity
Source: RefSeq, a predicted model, not a curated record
UCUCUUAGGUUGGUAACUACCUGCGCAUGUUCAGGGGUUCCCUGUACAAGAGGUACCCGUCUCUGUGUCGUCGACUAGCCACAGUUGAAGAAAGGAAGAAGAUUGUAGCAUCCUCACAUGAUCAUGGUUAUACCACUUUAGCUACCAGCGUGACGCUUCUCAAAGCAGCGGAGGUUGAAGAAAUCCUAGAGGGAAACGAUGAGAAGUACAAGGCUAUCUCAAUCAGCACUGAACCACCUGCCUAUCUCAGAGAGCAGAAGGCGAAACGGAAUAGUCAGUGGGUGCCAACCCUGCCCAACAGUUCACACCACCUCGAUGCUGUGCCCUGUUCCACAACCAUCAAUCGCAACCGUAUGAGCCGGGACAAGAAAAGGACAUUCCCUCUCUGUUUUGAUGACCAUGACCCAGCAGUGAUCCAUGAAAACGCCUCUCAGGCUGAAGUGCUGGUUCCUAUCCGCCUCGACAUGGAGAUAGAUGGACAGAAGCUGAGGGAUGCCUUCACAUGGAACAUGAAUGAGAAGUUGAUGACCCCAGAGAUGUUUGCAGAGAUUUUGUGUGAUGACCUGGAUUUGAAUCCUUUGACCUUUGUCCCUGCCAUCGCCUCAGCAAUUCGUCAACAGAUUGACUCCUACCCGACAGACAGUAUUCUAGAAGAUCAGUCCGAUCAGAGGGUCAUCAUUAAGCUGAACAUCCAUGUGGGGAACAUCUCGCUGGUGGAUCAGUUUGAGUGGGACAUGUCUGAGAGGGAGAACUCGCCUGAGAAGUUUGCUCUGAAGCUGUGCUCUGAGUUGGGUCUCGGAGGAGAGUUUGUCACCACCAUUGCUUACAGUAUCAGGGGUCAGCUGAGCUGGCAUCAGCGCACAUAUGCCUUCAGUGAGAACCCGCUGCCCACAGUGGAGAUUGCGAUCCGAAACACUGGAGAUGCUGAUCAGUGGUGCCCCCUGCUCGAGACGCUGACUGAUGCCGAAAUGGAGAAGAAGAUUCGAGAUCAGGACAGAAACACGAGACGCAUGAGACGUCUUGCAAACACAGCUCCAGCCUGGUAACUGAACCUAUGCUCACCCUGGUCACCAGCCUGGUAACUGAACCCGUGCUCACCCUGGUCACCAGCCUGGUCCAGAUAAUGAAGUUCCUGCAGCAAUCAUUGCAAGGGCUAAUUCUGAAAGAAUAGACAUUCCCCACAGUGGCCUUGUCGCAGACCCCCACACUGUGUAUAAGGACUGGUGCAGUAGUGUCAGUGCUCCUUACAAGAUGUCUUGAUCUUAUCCAGUUCCUAUCCCUGCAGUCAGUGCACAGGAGUCUUGCCUUAAUCCGUUUUUUGUAUAGGUGCCUAUUGCACUUCUAGCGAAGUUUUUUAAAUAAAGUUCUUAAUUUUAA